CCAGCAUGAAAGUCAACUGCGAACUGUCAAACCAUUUCGUCAACAAAUCAAAUUACACAAUUCCUUCCGUGGUUUGGUAAAAACAAAGCUCGUGCGGUGUGGUGAAGUGUUCAGAUUACUAAUGUCCAAGUACAAGGAACUUACCAAACUUACGACGACGUACGCCCGUCGGAUGAACUACCUUUCGAAUCGGAUCUUUGGGGAAGUGGCCCGCCCGACCAACUCCCAGUCGAUGAAGGUGGUCAAGAUGUUCAGCGAAGAGCCGGUGCACAAGCGAGACUACGUGGUGAACUGGUACCCCCGGCACGUUGAAACCCAUCUACUGGCGAUGAAACUCCGCGAGUAUGGUCUGUUCCGUGAUGAGCAUCAGGAUUUCAAGGAGGAAAUGAAACGGUUACGUGCGCUCCGUGGCAAGGCACCUCCGAAGAAGGGCGAAGGAAAGCGUGCCAAGAAGUAGGAACGAGCAGGAGACGUCCCACGUGCUGCCGGAUUUGUCGGAUGCAAUGUACAACAAAUAUAGAUCGUUUCGUUUAACCAUA
This is a messenger RNA of Anopheles gambiae (African malaria mosquito), 539 nucleotides long. RefSeq names its product small ribosomal subunit protein mS33 (gene mRpS33). Lineage: Eukaryota; Metazoa; Arthropoda; Insecta; Diptera; Culicidae. Bases 122 to 457 code for a protein of 111 amino acids. The record is from RefSeq and is a predicted model, not a curated record. Gene Ontology annotation, cellular component: mitochondrion. The transcript has a single exon.